Vitis riparia (riverbank grape) is the source of this 1522-nucleotide messenger RNA. RefSeq names its product putative glucose-6-phosphate 1-epimerase. The record is from RefSeq and is a predicted model, not a curated record. Gene Ontology annotation, biological process: carbohydrate metabolic process. Gene Ontology annotation, molecular function: isomerase activity; carbohydrate binding. The transcript is spliced from 9 exons. The coding region runs from base 406 to 1326 and encodes 306 amino acids. NCBI's taxonomy places the organism in Eukaryota, Viridiplantae, Streptophyta, Magnoliopsida, Vitales, Vitaceae.
UUGGCGGAGAGUGGAUGAGGAGUGGCGGACAAGUGCAGUGCAAAGGAGGGAAAUACAACCCAAACCCAAAGGAAAUGGUGCAACCGUAUAACCCCUCCUCUCCUUAACUGACAGGGACACAUGCAAACCAGAGCAUCCGAUGACAUAAAGUUUACCUCGUUUUCUCUCGCUGUCGCUCUAGUAUACUACCACCCUACAUAUCUAUCUUUUGCCACUUGCGUUCGCUCUCUCGUCUUCCCUUCUUCUUUCUUUCUCUUUUUAGGACUUAACCCCAUUACCUUCAACAACCAACACUGUUGUUUUGUGUUGUGUUGUGUUGUGUUGUGCUGUGUGUAGCUGGAGGUGAGUAAAGGGAAAGUGAAGCCAUUUGUGAACAGUUUCAGAGCCAAGGUGCGGCCCGAGCAGAUGCCCUUCAGUAUAGUUCACGGCGCCGAUGGCUUUUCCCGAGUUAUACUCACCGACCUCACCGGAUCAUCGGCGGAGGUGCUUUUGUAUGGCGGGCAGGUUGUUUCGUGGAAGAACGAAAGGAGGGAAGAGCUUCUUUUUAUGAGCAGGAAGGCCGAAAGGAAACCGCCCAAAGCCAUCAGGGGAGGUAUACCUGUCUGCUUUCCACAGUUUGGAAAUUUCGAUUCACUGGAGCAACAUGGAUUUGCAAGGAACAGAUUAUGGUCAUUAGAUAGCAACCCUUCACCUUUGUCUCCAUCUAACAGUCAGUCAUCAGUGGAUCUUAUAUUGAAGUCCACUCAAGAGGAUGUAAGAAGCUGGCCACGGAGAUUUGAGUUGCGGCUCCGUAUUUCUCUCAGUGAUGGCAAGCUCACGAUGAUCCCCCGUGUGAGAAAUACAGAUAGCAAGCCAUUCCCUUUUAUGUUUGCUCUGCGUAACUACUUAUCUGUAUCGGAUGUCAGUGAAGUACGGGUUGAGGGCCUGGAGACACUCGACUACUUUGAUAAUCUGAUGCAAAGAGAGAGGUACACAGAGCAGGCAGAUGCAAUUACCAUUGAUGGCGAGAUCGACCGAGUAUAUUUGCGCACCCCAACAAAGAUUGCUAUAAUAGACCAUGAAAAGAAGAGAACUAUUGUGUUGCGUAAAGAAGGCAUGCCAGAUGCAGCUGUAUGGAAUCCUUGGGAGAAAAAAGCCAAGGCUCUUCCAGAUAUGGGGGAUGAGGAUUACAAUACCAUGUUAUGUGUGGAUUCAGCUGCUGUUGAAGCCCCAAUCGUCUUGAAACCCUUUGAAGAGUGGAGAGGACGUCAAGAACUAUCUACUGUGUCAUCGAGUUAUUGCAGUGGGCAGUUGGAUCCUCGUAAGGUUCUUCAUGGCCUUAUUUAACCUUAUCUAUUGAGUUGACCGAAGUUUCCUAGAAAAUACAUUACUUGUCUUAUUUAGUGUACAAUAUGUAUGCACUUACUUGCUUGUGCAUUCUCUUUUCUGUGAUAUUAAGGUUUCUCAAUGUUACUUGAAAUGACUAAGCCAGUUUUGUGUAAUAAUAUUUGACCCUGCCUUUCUGGGUCAUAGGUUUGAGCAA